AUGGAGACGCCGCCGCCGACGCGCGCGCGCGAUCGUCGCGCGCCGUCGACGCCGUCGACGCCGCGGCCGCGGUCGAUCUUGCGGCCGAGCGGGUCGUUUCGAACGACGCGCGGCGGCGACGGCGCGAUGCUCGCGGACGAUCGACGACGACGGUCGAACGGCUCCGAAGCGACGAGCACGUGGCAGGCCGCGCUCGAGAGCUACUACGAGGACUGCGGCGGCGCGAAGGCGGCGAAGGCGGCGUCCGUCGCGCGCGAGCUCGAGUCCCCGACGUCGCCGACGAGCGUCCUCCUCGUCGACGCGAUCGAGGACGACGCGCGGAGCGACGCGUCGAGUCCGAGCCCGCGCGUCUCAUCGUCCGGCGUGCGCGAAAAAACCGUUGGCGUCGACGACGACGCGAACGACGACGACGACGCGACGACGCCGAUGCCGCUUCCGCCGCGCGCGCGCCGCGUCUCCUUCGACUUCGACGUCGUCAUCGACAUCGGCCCGCUGCGGAAGCUCUCGCGCGAGAAGAACCCGCACUGGCCCGGGCAGGUCACGCUGCAGCGCGCGAAAAGCGACGUCUCGCGCGUCGUCGCCGCGCUCGCCGCCGCGUUCGCGUUUCGACGACCGCACGUCAUCGCCGAGGCGCGAUCCGCGAGGACGUGCAGACGACGACUGAAGGCGGGGAAGAGGAACGCGCGCGAGAACCGCGACUACAACAUCCGGUUCAGCGAGCGAGACGCGGCGGUGACGCGCGCGCUGUUCGACGAGUUCGAGCGCGAGGACGGAGGACGGAGAGGAGGCGCGCGGGAGCGAGGAGAGACGAGGGACGACGCGAGAAGGUGA
Messenger RNA from Micromonas pusilla CCMP1545, 831 nucleotides. RefSeq lists its product as uncharacterized. Bases 1 to 831 code for a protein of 276 amino acids. The record is from RefSeq and is a predicted model, not a curated record. Lineage: Eukaryota; Viridiplantae; Chlorophyta; Mamiellophyceae; Mamiellales; Mamiellaceae. The transcript has a single exon.